Molecule: messenger RNA, 3488 nt
Organism: Phragmites australis (common reed)
Lineage: Eukaryota; Viridiplantae; Streptophyta; Magnoliopsida; Poales; Poaceae
Product: zinc finger CCCH domain-containing protein 44-like
Exons: 16
Coding region: 398-3184 (928 amino acids)
Molecular function (GO): protein binding; DNA binding
Source: RefSeq, a predicted model, not a curated record
UCCGCCAUGCAAAGAAGGAAAGGAGCGGGGGCGGGCAUCAAAGGAGGAGCCACGCGUCAGCGGAGGCGACGGCGCGCUUCCGGCACCCGAGGCGACCCAAGUCUUCCGUUUCCGACCCCCCUCGUCCCUCCCCUCGGCAGUCGGCCGCUUCACUCGCCCAGCAGCAUCAGUCCCCCGCUCCGCUCCUCUCUCGCGUUCAGAGCCACCAACCAAACCCCUCGCCCGUCCCGACCACCCUUCCGCCGCCGCCCAACGAGCCCUCAAACGCCGCCGGGCAUUCUUCGCGUCGGCGUGGUGGGGUUCCGGGCGGGGAUCAAGGAGGCGAGGGAGGCCUCAGGGUUUUGGGGGGUCUAGUCCGAGCCUGCUCCAACGCGCGUGGGGCGGAGGGGAAUCGGCGAUGGGCAGGAAGAGGAAGGGGGUCGCGGAGGAGAUCGCUGACGCUGAGGAGUACUGCUUCACAUGCAAGGACGGCGGCAGCGACCUCCGCGUCUGCGACUUCAAGAACUGCCUCAAGGCUUACCAUCCACGCUGUACGGGAAAGGGAGAUGAUUUUCUUACUUCUGACGAGCAAUUCAUUUGCAAUUGGCACACAUGUGGCACCUGCAAAGGGAGUUCAGAUUAUCAGUGUUUGUGCUGUCCACUUUACUCGGUUUGCCGUGACUGCCUUGGAAAAGUUGACUUUGCACAAGUGAGGAGGCAGGGCAAAGGAUUUUGUGGAAGCUGUUUGAAACUGGCAAUCUUGAGCGAGAAGAAUGCUGAUGCUAAUCCUCAUGGAGCAAAGAUUGGUUAUCGAGGUUCAGAGAUCUAUGAAAGUUUAUUUAAAGACUACUGGGACGUAAUUAAAGACAGAGAAUGUUUGACAUUGGUUGAUCUGCAAGAAGCUAGUGUGCUUAUUGAUAGAAGCCGAAACUGUAAACGUGGAGCAAGUUCAGAGAAAUUUCCUGAAGAAGAUCACAAGUCAGAUGGAAAUUUAUUGGAUGAUAAUGAUGACAAUGAGCAAACAUUUCCUUUUGACUCUAAGGGCAAACCAAACAAAGUGAACACAUCACUGAAGAAAAGAAAAUCAAACAAGAAAACAUAUGUUGGCUGGGGUUCAGAAGAGCUGAUUGAAUUCUUGUCAUGUUUUGGCAAGGACAUAGCAAAACCUCUUGAUGAAGUUGAAGUUGUUGGAGUUGUUAAGGAGUACAUCAGACAGAAGAAUCUGUUCCUGGACAAUAAGAAAAAAAAUUUCAGGUGUGACGAUAAGCUGCGCUCUUUGUUUAAGAGAAGCAAAGUGAGAUGGAAUAAGAUCCAUAGGUUUCUGGAAAUGCACUUUGCUGCAAAUGCUGUUUCAGAGGAUGAAAGUCUUGAUGGUUCUGAAGAUGACGACGGACCAACUAUGAAAAAGAAACCACGGACUAGUCUGGAGCCGAAGAUUGCUAAGAGGGUUUCAGAGCAAAACAAGAGAUGCUUUGCCUCACUUAAUCAGAAUAAUCUAAAGCUAAUUUAUUUGAGAAGAUCUUUAGUUAUUAAACUUUUGAGUCAUCCGGACACAUUUGAGCAGAAAGUUGUUGGCUGUUUUGUUAGAGUCAAGAAUAACCCCACUCAUCACUAUCAAAUGUUUAAAAAGGCAUACCAGAUUGGGCUUGUGACAGGCAUUAAGAAAUCUUCAGAGGACUACAAGAUAAAGGACACAUUUACAAAUGUUGUCUUAUGUGUUACCGGUUUGUGGGAUGAUGUUAAGAUCUCAAUGCUGUCAGAUGAGGACUUCGAGGAGGACGAAUGCAAUGAUCUUAUUCCUUUGGUUGAGAAAGGACUCUUGAAAAGGGCUACUGUUGCUGAGUUAGAGGAAAAGGUGGCAGCUGUACAUACGGACAUAGUAAAUCAUUGGAUUGAUAAAGAACUUCUGAGACUGGAAAAAGAGAUUGAUAGAGCACACAUAAAAGGGUGGCGCAUAGAAAUGGAAGAACUAAUGCACCAAAAGAAGCUGCUAAGCACACCAGCUGAAAGACAGUGUCGCCUUGAAGAGGUUCCAGAAAUUAUUGUGGACUCAGAAGAGGAGAAAAAAGAAAUUGAACUCAAAAUUGCAGCCGACAACCCUUCUCAAGAGAAUAGAGAUAAAAAAAGGGAUAGAGCUUCUUGUUUGGUGGACAACAACAACAACAACAAAGCUUCUUGUUUGGUGGACAUGGAGAAAAAUUCUAAAGGUGCAGCAGAACACGUGGCUGAAUCUUUUGAAGUCCUUAAAGAGAAACCACCAGAAGGUGCAACAGAGCAAGUAGUUGAUGCAUUGAACAUUCCGAAUGAAGAAUCAUCAGAAGGUGCAGAAGAUCAAGGAUCUGAUUCUUUAAGACUCCGUGAAGAGGGAUCACCAGAAGGUGCUACGGAGAAAAUUGCUUAUUCUUUGAGACUUCUUAACAAAGAAUCAUCAGAAGUUGCAUCUAAGCAAGGCGAUGCUACUUGUGAAGUUGCUUCUGAAGAUGGUAGCACAGCUCAAGCCAUGGACAUUGACAAAGAUGAAAGUAACCACUCCAGGCGUGACAACGGAAGUAACAAAGUUGUUGUCAAUCUAGACAGUGAUGAAGAUGGGGAUCUUCACACGGAGCAACGUGAGCCAGAACGCGAGGCGUUGCAUGCUCCAACGGCCAUGAAUGGUGGAGAUCUUCACGUGGAACGACCCGUGUCAGGUCUGCCUGUAGCCUUACACGCCGAUGGCGCAGAUGGUAGCACAGCUCAAGCCAUGGACAUUGACAAAGAUGAAAGUAACCACUCCAGGCGUGACAACGGCAGUAACAAAGUUGUUGUCAAUCUAGACAGUGAUGAAGAUGGGGAUCUUCACACGGAGCAACGCGAGCCAGAACGCGAGGCGUUGCAUGCUCCAACGGCCAUGAAUGGUGGGGAUCUUCACGUGGAACGACCCGUGUCAGGCCCUCCUGUAGCCUUACACGCCGAUGGAGCUAUGAAUAGGGCUCUUCAUGCGGAGCAGGGCGAGCCAACGCAUGCAGCCACGAACGGGAUGUCACCUCUCACACCCCAGUGGCAUUACGUAGAUCCUCAAGGAAUCUCCCGAGGGCCAUUUUCACUGAUGCAUCUGAGGCACUGGAAACGAGGCGGCUUCUUCGGCGAGGACUUCCGAGUGUGGAGGACAGGGCAGGCGGUGGAGCAGGCCAUUUUGCUUACAGAUGCCUUCCGGCUGAAUCUGUAGCGCGCGCUCUCCGUCGAGCCUGUCAGCUCUUUUUUCCUUCUGUCUAGUCCUGAAACACCCUAGCUCAUUCUGCCAGAGAAUACUCGGGCGUUUGUUGGUGCGUCCUGCUGUAAUUCAGGAGGGCGUCUGUGGAGUCAAUGUGAAUGUUUAUUCUGGGUCGGAUUUACAUACAGUUCAUAGCGUUAUUGUUCCUGGGUACUCCGUAGACAGUGGAGUUGGGUCAACAUAGCAUGUUUGUGGUUCAAACUGGCACUCAAAAUGGAAAAAAGGAAAACUAGUUUAGCUCCAUAUGGAGUGUUGGCAC